UCUUCUCGCCUUCCCUGCGCCCGGGAUAGCCCAGGCCGAGGGCAGUGCAGUAGAGAUCUGAGCCUCCAAGAGUGGUGGUCGGCCCUGGACCAGGCUUGCUGAAGACGCUGCCUGCUUCCUACACUUCGCUCCCGGCCCGCGUCCCAGUGGCAGGCGCUCGACUCAAGAUGAAUCUCAACUUCACCUCCCCGCUCCAUCCGGCGUCUUCCCAGAGGCCCACAUCUUUCUUCAUCGAGGACAUCCUGCUGCACAAGCCUAAGCCGCUGAGAGAGGUGGCCCCCGACCAUUUCGCCAGCUCUCUGGCCUCUCGGGUGCCUCUACUAGACUAUGGCUAUCCUCUCAUGCCCACACCCACUCUCCUGGCUCCUCACGCCCAUCACCCUCUGCAUAAGGGAGACCACCACCACCCUUACUUUCUCACUGCCUCGGGCGUGCCGGUCCCCGCGCUGUUCCCGCACCCCCAGCACGCGGAGCUGCCGGGGAAGCACUGCCGCCGCCGCAAAGCUCGCACGGUGUUUUCGGACUCGCAGCUCUCCGGCUUGGAGAAGAGGUUUGAGAUCCAGCGCUACCUGUCCACGCCCGAGCGGGUGGAGCUGGCCACAGCCCUCAGCCUGUCGGAGACGCAGGUGAAGACGUGGUUCCAGAACCGCCGGAUGAAACAUAAAAAGCAGCUGAGGAAAAGUCAAGAUGAGCCCAAAGCGCCGGAGGGGCCCGAGAGCCCCGAGGGCAGCCCCCGCGCACCCGAGGUCGCCGUGGCCGAGGCGCGGCUGGGCCUGCCGGCCGGCUCCUUCGUGCUGACCGAGCCGGAGGACGAGGUGGACAUCGGGGAAGAGGCCGAGCUCAGCUCGGGGCCGCGCGGGCUCUGAGUCUCCGGGCUGGGGUGGGGGAGCCGCGGGGCCCGGCGCGGUGCUCUCCAGGAGCCAGGACUCGGACUGCGGCCUCGGGGCUCAGCUCCUGGAAGACAGCGGACCCCGCGUGUCCACCCUGCAGCCCGCCCGCUCGGAGGCCGACGGCCGCGGCUGCUCCCGGGCUGUCCUCUCCCCGUCCCGGCCGCGGGGCGCCAGCGCCGAGCCCCGGACCUUGCACCCCGCGCGCGCGCGCGCACUUCGCUGGCGGCGGGCUGGGGUCACCGCCACCAACGCAGAACCCGCGUCCCUGCUUCCCGGCCGCACGCCCGCAGCUCGGACGCUCUGCCCUUCCUUGCAGCGGCUCGGUCGGUCGCAGGCCGGGGACCGGGAGUGGCGCCUCCGGCCGGCUGGGGGGACCCAGGCGGACCACGCGCUGAGCCUCGCGACGCCCGCGCCAGGCGCGCUGCGGGCCCCUGACCUCCGCUCUCCGGAGGGCGCUUCCACCUCCCCGGCACAGUCGGUCCCCGCACGGUCCGGGGUGGGAGCCUUUCCCGUCCUUCCUCCUCCGCACGGAGCAGCGCGCGCGCGCAGGGAAAUUUGGGCAGAGAAAAAUCUGUAGAGCAAUUUUCUGCUUCCCGAACUUGUUGCGUUCCUGUCCCGCAACUCUUCCAAGUCCCACGGGCUAUUGAUACUUUGCAAGUGAGUGUUCCUCGGCUUGUGUGUGGAAGUGCUUUUUUACGGGAGUUUUGUUUUGUCUUUUGGUUUUAUUAGCAGGGAUUGAACUCACGACCUUGCGCUUGUGGGGCAGGCACUUACACCACUGAGCUAAAUCUUGGCAAGGGAGCACCGAGUUUUAACAAGGUUAACGCUCUGGGCGCACCCUCCUUGGGACCACUGAGGUAGGGCGGGGGUCUGAUUGCCCUGCGCGGUCACCUUUUGUGUUUUUCCCCCUCCGUGGGAGGUCU
This is a messenger RNA of Cavia porcellus (domestic guinea pig), 1813 nucleotides long. RefSeq names its product brain specific homeobox (gene Bsx). The transcript has 3 exons. Lineage: Eukaryota; Metazoa; Chordata; Mammalia; Rodentia; Caviidae. The record is from RefSeq and is a predicted model, not a curated record. Gene Ontology annotation, molecular function: DNA binding; DNA-binding transcription factor activity, RNA polymerase II-specific. Gene Ontology annotation, biological process: regulation of DNA-templated transcription. The coding region runs from base 168 to 866 and encodes 232 amino acids.